AUGCCUCUGAGUAUGAGUGAGCUAAACAAUCACUCAUUCAAACUGACACUGCAGUCUAAAGCAGAGACUGAGGGAACAGAUAGCAGGAAACAGCCUGCUAACAAAGACCCCGUUCAAGGGGAUGGAGGGAAGCUCUCCUGCUGGGGGCCACACUCACCAGCGCCCUGGCAGACCGCACCGCGCAAAAUCAAAUGGUUGUUUGGCAUCUCCUGCCAAGAUGUCUAUGGAAGGCUGGUGACCCAGAUCAAGGCCUGGCAGAUCAGUCAAAGCUGCCAAUACACAGGAGAGAGGUGCUCGUAUGAGCUUGUGUCGACAGCUCCAUACCUGAUCACUGCCACACACACGUCUCCAACAACCAAAAAGGUCAACGACCUUCAGUUUCUUCUAGAGCAGUCAACCAUCUGCAAAAUGACUGGAGACGCCGUGUCUGAGUUCUCCAAAGAUCCAGCCAAUAACAGCACAAACUACUGCAGCCUCCAGAACCUGAUGGACGGAAGUGACCUGAUCAGUGCUGAGGGAUACAAACAGUUCAGCAACAAGUGGAUCUGCCCUGGGUUUGAUACUGCAAACUGCACCUUAUCGUAGCAGGACAAAACCUGUUCUGGACAGUGUUCUUUUUUCCCCAAUGUUUUAUUUUUUAUUCUAAUAU
Molecule: messenger RNA, 649 nt
Organism: Scatophagus argus
Lineage: Eukaryota; Metazoa; Chordata; Actinopteri; Scatophagidae
Exons: 6
Coding region: 1-585 (194 amino acids)
Source: RefSeq, a predicted model, not a curated record